AUGAAUGAAAACAUUGAAGAAAUAGAAAAACUUUUAGUCAAGCCUAAAGAAUGGAAGUAUGCAGGAGAAGUGGAUAUUAGAAAAAGACCCAAGAACAGUUUACUAACAGAGGAGGAUAUUGACUUCAGGCAGGGCCCUCCACUCCUCCCGUUUUCUUCCAAGCAAGAUAGCGAGAUAGAGAGCAUCACCCUUCAAAGAAUUAGAGAAGGGACAUUUGACAAUCAUGAAUACAAUACCAAGAAGGUGGCUGAGGUUACCGACGAGAUCUUGGAUGUAGAUAAUUUAGAGUUCAAAGAUGUUCUUUCUCUUUACAAUGAGAUAGAAGGAGAUCUCAUGCAAAUUGUAGACUUUGGGAAUAAUGGAUUUACACCCGAUUGUGAGAUAAAAAUUGUCCAGGAGGAAAAGGCUUCUCUUCCCAAAAAGAGGCUUGAAGUUAAGUCUCUAGACAGAAUUAGAAAUGUUACAGUCCUAAAGAAAAAUUAG
This is a messenger RNA of Encephalitozoon intestinalis ATCC 50506, 483 nucleotides long. RefSeq names its product U3 small nucleolar ribonucleoprotein component Mpp10. The coding region runs from base 1 to 483 and encodes 160 amino acids. NCBI's taxonomy places the organism in Eukaryota, Fungi, Microsporidia, Unikaryonidae. Gene Ontology annotation, biological process: rRNA processing. Gene Ontology annotation, cellular component: sno(s)RNA-containing ribonucleoprotein complex; Mpp10 complex; nucleus. The record is from RefSeq and is a predicted model, not a curated record. The transcript has a single exon.